This is a messenger RNA of Scomber japonicus (chub mackerel), 2082 nucleotides long. RefSeq names its product FERM domain-containing protein 5. Gene Ontology annotation, cellular component: cytoskeleton. The transcript has 14 exons. Bases 182 to 1894 code for a protein of 570 amino acids. The record is from RefSeq and is a predicted model, not a curated record. NCBI's taxonomy places the organism in Eukaryota, Metazoa, Chordata, Actinopteri, Scombriformes, Scombridae.
CCGCACGCCAACUUAAUGGGACAACAAUGGUGCACGCCUCGGUGGCAGGAUCCGUGGCUGCUGGUCGUUUAGGAGACCGGGGAUUGUGGUCAAUGUGACAUUCACUUGCACGCUGGUGUUGAGUUGGGUUUUUUUUGUUCUGCUCCUAUAGACGCAGGCAGAGCAGCGAUUCUCUGAGAAGAUGUUGAGCCGAUUCAUGAGUGGCAGCAUCAGGAAUCUUGAGCGGGAAUACAGCUGCACCGUCAGACUGCUGGAUGAUACGGAAUAUACGUGCACCAUUCAGCGGGAUGCAAAGGGACAGUAUCUGUUUGACCUCAUCUGCCACCACCUCAACCUGCUGGAGAAAGAUUAUUUUGGCAUCAGAUAUGUGGAUCCAGACAAGCAGAGGCACUGGUUGGAGGUCACAAAAUCAAUUGCUAAGCAAAUUAAAUCUCAGCCUCCCUUCACCAUGUGUCUCAGAGUCAAGUUCUACCCUCCCGAGCCUGCUGCUCUCAAGGAGGAAAUCACUCGAUAUCUUGUCUUCCUGCAAAUCAAGAGAGACCUCUACCACGGCCGGCUCCUGUGUAAAACCUCGGAUGCAGCCAUGCUUGCUGCCUUCAUCCUUCAAGCUGAGAUUGGUGAUUACGACCCCGGGAAGCAUCCUGAAGGUUACAGCUCCAAAUUUCAGUUCUUCCCUAAACACUCGGAGAAACUGGAGCGCCGGAUUGCAGAUAUACACAAGACAGAGCUGAUUGGACAGACGCCCGAAACAUCAGAGCGAAAUUUCCUGCAGAAAGCCCAGAUGCUGGAGACAUAUGGUGUUGAUCCACAUCCGUGCAAGGAUGUAUCUGGGAAUCCAGCUUUCCUCGCAUUCACACCAUUUGGUUUUGUGGUCCUUCAGGGAAACAAGAGAGUUCAUUUUCUCAAAUGGAACGAGGUAACCAAACUGAAGUUUGAAGGCAAGACAUUCCACAUAUAUGCAAAUCAGAAGGAGGUCAUCUUAACAUACUUUGCACCCACACCUGAGGCAUGCAAGCACCUGUGGAAGUGCGGAGUGGAGCACCAAGCUUUCUAUAAGCUCGAGAAAUCAAGUCAGGUUCGCACGGUGUCCAGCAGCAACCUGUUCUUCAAGGGCAGCCGUUUCCGUUACAGUGGGCGAGUGGCAAAAGAGGUGAUGGAGCAGAGUGCCAAAAUCAAACGCGAGCCUCCAGAAAUACACAGGGCUGGCUUAGUUCCCAGCAGAAGUUGUCCAUCCAUCACCCAUGGUCCCCGCCUCAGCAGUGUGCCACGCACGCGUCGGAGAGCCGUGCACAUAUCUAUCAUGGAGGGUCUGGAGUCCUUGCGUGACAGUGCCCACUCUACACCGGUGCGUUCAGUGUCCCAUGGGGAAUGCUUCAUGCCACGCUCCCGGAGCCAGGCCACAGACGCCAGCGAAGGGACGGCGGUGAUCUCAGAUGAAGCCUACAGCCCCUCUGACAGCGUCCUGCCCACACCGGUGGCCGAGCACAGCAUGGAGCUGGCCGUCUCGCGCCAGAUCAAUGGGGCGCCCUGCAGCAUCGAGGAAGAGAAGGAGUCAGAAGCGGGAACCCCUUCGUAUGGGGAAGGGGGUGAUUUUGGUGCGGACAGUAGAUCAGCACGAGAGGGUGCAUGGGGGGACUCGGCACUCAGCGAGGUAGAACAGGUGAAUAAGUUUGUCUUAAGUGUCCUCCGUUUACUCCUUGUGACCAUUGGACUCCUCUUUGUCUUGCUCCUCCUCCUCAUCAUCCUCACCGAGUCAGACCUUGAUAUUGCAUUUUUACGUGACAUCCGCCAGACCCCCGAAUUUGAGCAGUUCCAUUACGAAUACUUUUGUCCCCUCAGGCGGUGGUUUGCCUGCAAGCUCCGCUGGGUGGGCGGGUUGCUCAUUAACAAGUGAGAGUGAGGUCGUAGAGUUCGUAAGCCCGUUCGGGGGUCUGAGAAGACGGUUAGGACUCCGGAGUGAUGGAGGGCAGCCUCGUCCCAACCAUGAACCCUGCUUCUCUCAUCAUCCUCCUGCAGACAUACAGCUUGGACCACUCCUGGUAACACUGGCCCAGGAUCUCUCUUCCCCUCCACUUUGAGUUA